This is a messenger RNA of Pecten maximus, 6189 nucleotides long. RefSeq names its product monocarboxylate transporter 4-like. Gene Ontology annotation, biological process: transmembrane transport; monocarboxylic acid transport. The coding region runs from base 186 to 1871 and encodes 561 amino acids. NCBI's taxonomy places the organism in Eukaryota, Metazoa, Mollusca, Bivalvia, Pectinida, Pectinidae. The record is from RefSeq and is a predicted model, not a curated record. The transcript is spliced from 6 exons. Gene Ontology annotation, molecular function: monocarboxylic acid transmembrane transporter activity.
ACAGAAAAACACAAGCUGUACGACAUGCGAGUCUAAUGGAACAGCCUGAUCAGCAAUCAAUAGACGGUCGUAACACGUGUGUGUAGUUUUACACAUAAACAUGCCGGUAAGGGAUGAGGAGAAAACAGGAAAAUCAGGUGACAUUGAAAGAGAAGUAAUGGCGUGAAUCAUCAAACAACAGGGAAAUGAGAUCAGAAACAAAGACGACGCCCCAACUGGUCGGGGUAGAUAAGGGGUCCCCACUGGUCGGGGUAGAUAAGGGGUCCCCACUGGUCGGGGUAGAUAAGGCGCCCCCACUGGUCGGGAUAGAUCAUCCGCCCCCACUGGUCGGGGUAGAUAAGGGGUCCCCACUGGUCGGGGUAGAUAAGGGGUCCCCACUGGUCGGGGUAGAUCAUCCGCCCCCACUGGUCGGGGUAGAUCAGGGCUGGGCCUGGAUGGUACUCGCUGCGUGUUUCCUCUCUAAUGUCAUGAACGCCUAUUUUACAUACGCCGCCGGUGUUCUCAACGUGGCCCUCCUGGUGAGGUUCAAGGAGAACGUGGCCUUUACUGCCCUGGUAGGAUCGAUCUUCGCCAGUCUGCUGAGUCUGACAGGGCCGAUAUCGAGUUUCCUUGUAAAUACAACAAACUGCCGGAUCACGCAUCUCAUUGGAUCAGCCAUGAUUUUCAUUGGAUUCUCGGCCAGUUACUUUGUCAAUAGCCUCAACGUCCUGUUGGUCACUUACGGCAUUUGUGCAGGUUCUGGAACAGGCCUGGUAGCAGCUUCUAUCUUGAUUAAGUUGGGUUACUCGUUUGAUCGUUACCAAGGUAUUGCAGUCGGGGUGGCGGUGGCCGGGAGUGGGAUAGGGAUGUUCCUUAGUGGACCUGUGACUCAGUUCCUCCUCGAAACGUAUGGGCUUAAUGGUGCCUUUCUCUUUCUGGGCGGACUUAGCAGUCAAGGCUUUGCUUUCGCGAUAAUUAUGCGUCCAUGUGGCAGGGAACUGUUGGAAAAGGCGAGACGAGAUGAGUCUAGCACAGGAGGAUUUCGUAAUUCUUUCGAUUUCAGCAUUAUCAGGAACAAAACAUUUAUGAUGGUACUUUUCUCCAAUGUCUUGUGGAAUGUUUCCUAUGCUAUUCUUUUGCUGCAUUUGACCAACUUCGCAGUAACGGAGGGAUCAACCGCAUCAGAGGGGGCUUGGUUAAUCACCAUGAUUGGCGUGGGGAGUAUAUUUAACCGGAUCCUCACCGGACUCUCCCUCGGGAAGAAGAAUGGUUUGGAUCCGUUACUUCUUCAGUUUGGAUUCCUUGGUUUGUCCGGACUGGUCACCGUCUUGUUCCCGUUAUUUUCAGGGACUUACAACGGUCAGUGUGUUUUCGCUGUUGUAUUUGGUUUUUACAGCGGCGGCAUGAUCACACUAAUUACCCCCCUUGUCGUUCAUCUGGCUGGUGUAUCACAGGUGGCAGCAGGUGUCGGCGGGAUGUACUUAUCAUCAGGGAUUGGAGGUAUCCUUGGUCCACCAUUGGCCGGUGCUAUAUACGACUCAUGGAGGACAUUUGAAUACACGUUUUAUCUCGCUGGUGCCUUAUUUAUAGCUGGUGCAUUCUUUAUACUGGUGUCGUCGGUAUGGAGAGAUGAAAUUGAACAUGAAGAACAACAUCUGGAUAUCAAGGAAAGUAACAUUCUUGGUGGGUCGGCGAUGUUCCUAGCUGGUUCGAUGAGCCACCUAGCUGAAGGCGUAUCACCGAGUGUAGCACGUCGAGCUAUGAAACUCUCCAAACAUUCUCUACUUAUAGAUGGCGUUCUUCGUGCGUCCCAUUCAUCUGUUCACCGCAGUGAGACACAUAAAUCAGAGGAACAUCAACCUUUAAACCGUCUGACCGUGCCCGACAGCUAAUCCAGGCGGAUUUUAGGAUCAUUUCUCUUAUAGUAGUUACAAAUAUUCACGUCUAAAAUACAGGUAAUGUUAAUGAUGAAACGCUGUUCAAACCUAUCAGUAACAAGUUACUUGGCUAUUAUCUAUAAUUUAUUCCAGGUAUGUUAACGUGUGUUAUAACCCACAUGUUAGUGAGAAUGACCUUAUAAGGGUCUACCAUUAAUAUACAGUUGAUGUCAUUGAGGUUGAGAAGUGUUAGGUUGAUAUGGUUGUUUGAUACCAAUGUUUCAGUUCUGGAUUGAUCACUUUAGAAUAUGAUAAGUAUUUUACUGAUUUAAAGGAAAGAAAUACUGAAAACAUCAAAUGUUUUGAUAUGCAUAAUGUCAACAAUAUAUUAAUAUAUUUUAUUUUAUAGUAAUUUAUUUCUAAAAAUAUUUCUUUUAGUUCUGAAAAAUAUCACAAUCCGAACAUGUCUUUCAUUAAUAUUUAACCAUAGUUAUCAAUGAGAACAAAGCAUGCGUUUAUAUAACAGAUCUAGUCCCGGAACAAUUGUAUCUACAUUACUAUUCUUUGUUAGGGAGGACGUACUUCAACUGUUCAACUUUUAUUUUUUGUUUAGUGCUGUUUAUUUUAUGUGUUGGGGAAAUGAUCUUGUCGGCAUUUCCUCUUGAUUUCGAAUAUGCUAACCAUCUAAGAGAAAGACCAUUAGUGACAAAUUGAGGCGGAGUUUAAUGACAUCAAUAUAACCACAGCACCUAUUGUUACCUGGCUCUCUACGUUAAUGUUAAUUAAGUAUUUUCUGUUUACCAGCAAAAUUGUAAUCGUAACAAACCCAUCAGUGCUCAGAAAUCUUGACCGGUCCGGUCGCACACAAACAUUCAUAUAAAUACGAUGACGAGUCUUCCUCAUCGUGAUUUGUAACCAGUAUCCAUAGAAACGCCUAGUGAAGGCUGCUAAUUCGAAGUCAGAGAGGUUUUAAGACAUUUCCGAUCAGGGUUUGUAUGACCUAAUUGGAAUUAGGUUUACGGCCAACACAAAGAAUGUCGUAAAAGGAUCUGUAAGAAUGAUAAUAGCGAACUGCGAGACCAAACGGAUAGUUAAAAUACACCAAAGCCGGAAUGCAGUCUUAUGAAGAUUUUUGUUUACGCGGAGCCUAUAUCGGAGUGUUGAUAUCAUUCAGAUAACAGUACAGUUGUUUCAUGCCUUAUUAGUCACAAGGCAAAACUGUUCCCUGUGGCCUCGAGGAACAGUUCAUCAGGUUGGUCCAACAGUCCAACGACAGUCUGUUAUUGACCUUAGUAAUGAUAAAACGAUCACCUGACGUUUACCUGAACAAUUUUUUUUUGUAUUUAUGGCGAUACCGCUGAGUAAAAAAAUGUUACAUAAAUGUUUUAAGAUCGCUAUUAAAUGUAAACUUUAUAUAUUUUACAACAAUUAGAUGAACGUGUUAAUCAAACUCGAUGGCCCGGAUGGAAGCGCGCGAGAAAUUUAAGAUUGGGAGGAAACCGUACUACCCGGAGAAACCAACGUGGUGAUGCAGAUGACCCCUGACCUGUUCGCGUCCGAUCGGGGAAUCGAACCCCGGCCGCUUAAGUGAGAGACAAGUGUUUUAUCAAUGUGACCCUCGACCGCCAUAUCGCGAACAGAAUACUGUGUGAAUAGCGAUGAAGGUAUGCUACUGACGACCGUAAAAUGAUACACAUUUCCACUGAUUCAUGCGUGUAAUAAUAACGAGGAUAUGCUACAGACAAAUGAUCAGUACAGUCACUUUGAUAAUCAUCUGUUUAACUUAUACAAGGGGAGCGUGUAUGUUAUCUUAACUGAAAGACAGUCUGUUACAGACAAAUAACAGGUUGUAUGUCAAUCGUCCAGAUGUAAGUCAGUGUUAAGGUUAGGGUGACGAAUGUUAAGGUAACCAUUCUGUGUCAAUCGUCCAGAUGUAAGUCAGGGUUAAGGUUAGGGUGACGAAAGUUGUUGGAACCUAGAAUCAUCAUUCACCAGCAUCAUUGUAUGGUUAAGGAAAAGAAUCACUGACGAUAUAAUUUUACUAUAAUGUUAAGGAAAAGAAUCUGACGAUAUCAUUUUACUAUAAUAUAACACAAAGUUGGUAUUCAGAAUCACCAUUCACCAGCACCAUUGUAUGGUUAAGGAAAAGAAUCACUGACGAUAUCAUUUUACUAUAAUAUAACACAAUGUUGGUAUUCAGGCCUAAGUAUAAAUUGAUGUUUUCUAUGUCAAUUUAAUCCAAUAAAAAGCAUCAUCCAUAUGUUACACACAAUUCCAUAUUGAUGUAUUAUCUUAUCCCGUGUAUUGUUAAAUGACAGGUUUAAAAUCUAGAUUUGCACAUUAUCGGGGGAUGAAAAUGAUUUUUACAUAACCUGUGUUUGUAUGAAGAAAUCAUGCGGGUCUCCUCAUUGUGUCUAAGUUUAUUGGUGAUUAUGUGUAUGAUAUCCGAUGAUGAACUACUCUUACCAUUAAACUGAUAAUGAAAUACUUUAUUUAGGCCCUCAUCGUCAAAGGAAGAUGGUCACACACAUAUGUACCUCGUGUAAAACGGUUCACUAUAGAAUGAACAGGUCGUAAAACGUUACAAAGAAACCAAAAUUCUCAAAAAAAACACAAAAAAACCCACAUUUAUGACACUCGGAUAAAAAGAAUAUUUGAUACUAAUUUGUUAAUGUAUUCGAGGAGAGGGGUUUUAUAGGUUUUGCCUGUUGCUCAUUUGUAUGUUAGAUCUCAAUAAUGCAUCGAAUUUAUAAAUGAAUAGAGCUAAAAAAAUAACAAGUGCUAUCUGAAACGGUAUAAAGUAUCCAUACAUAUUAAUGUGAUUAUUUUAUACAACCACAACAUAAGAAUACGAAUGUGUUCCCUAACCUCCUGGCUAGUUUCGGUGCUAACUUGGGUGUCAAUUUGAUUGGAAUUUUGUUUUUGAUAAAAUCAUUCCAUAUAUGUAAAUAUACAGAAAUGUGUGUAUCAGAAAACAUACCAGUACCUCAUUGCAUAAUUGUUUUUAUUUUGAGUUGUUCAGUAUUCCCAGUCUACAAUGUAUAUACAUUUUCUGUAAUCAUGAUAUAUCUUGGUCGGUUUGUAAGGUUGCUUACCUUUACCACAUUCAUGUAUUUAGUAAUCCAAACAGUGCCAGGCCAAUCGUUUGUUUUACAUUUAUCUAUUAAUGUUUUCAUCAACUGUCGGAACACAGUAUAGUGCUAUCAAAACAGAUGUUGUCAUCAACUGUCAGAACACAGUAUAGUGCUAUCAAAACAGAUGUUGCCAUCAACUGUCGGAACGCAGUAGAGUGCUAUCAAAACGGAUGUUGUCAUCAACUGUCAGAACACAGUAUAGUGCUAUCAAAACAGAUGUUGUCAUCAACUGUCGGAACACAGUAGAGUGCUAUCAAAACAGAUGUUGUCAUCAACUGUCAGAACACAGUAUAGUGCUAUCAAAACAGUGCCAGGCCAAUCGUGUGUUUAAAUUCUUUGUAAUCAAUUAUCAGAACAGAAUAUAGUGCUUUAGAAAUUGAUGCAAAGCCAAUAUUUUGUUUAACUCUUAGAUACAUUGUAUUCAAUUAUCAGAACAGAAUAUAGUGCUUUAGAAACAGAUGCCAGGAUAUCAUUAUUCAAGAUUUCACAGAAAAAUGUUGAUUUAUUUAUGUGUUACAAUUUGAAUAUAUUUGUGAACGUCUUCAAGAUCACAAUACUAUAUGAUUUUAGUAGUAUGUGAUUAUUUUAUUAGUAUGUGAUUUUAAUGGUAUGCGAGUUUACUAGUACGUGAUUUUAGUAGCAUGUGCUUUUAGUAGUAUGUGAGUUUAGUAGUAUGUGUUUUUAAUAGUAUGUGAUUUUAGUGGUAUGUGCUUUUAGUAGUAUGUGAGUUUAGUAGUAUGUGUUUUUAAUAGUACAGUGUAUGUGAUUUUAGUGGUAUGUGAUUUUAGUGGCAUGUGAGUUUAAUAGUAUGUGUUUUUAGUAGUAUGUGAUUUUAGUAGUAUGUGUUUUUAGUAGUAUUAAUAUAUGUGAGUUUAGUGGUAUGUGAUUUAAGUGGUAUGUGAGUUUAGUGGUAUGUGAUUUAAGUGGUAUGUGAGUUUAGUGGUAUGUGAUUUAAGUGGUAUGUGAGUUUAGUGGUAUGUGAUUUAAGUGGUAUGUGAGUUUAGUAGGAUGUUAUUCUUGUAGUUUGUGAUUCUAGUAGUAUGUGCUGUAAAACGCGUGAAUAUGAACUGUUUGAUAUGAUACACAAUUUUAUGCGUGAAUGAUUCUGAUGUUUCAUUUUAAGGUAAAGUGUAUUUCAGCACUUGAAUUGUAUGAAUUUAAAAGUCUCAUGAAUGGAAAUACAACAUGUUUAUACAAUA